Molecule: messenger RNA, 1665 nt
Organism: Microdochium trichocladiopsis
Lineage: Eukaryota; Fungi; Ascomycota; Sordariomycetes; Xylariales; Microdochiaceae
Product: FAD binding domain-containing protein
Exons: 3
Coding region: 1-1665 (554 amino acids)
Molecular function (GO): oxidoreductase activity; FAD binding
Source: RefSeq, a predicted model, not a curated record
AUGUUCAAGACGGAUGGCUCCCUGAAGCCGGGGCAAGACUUUGUAUUCACCGUCGGCGGGCGGUUGGUCAAAGUGACGCCGAUCGGCGCCGUGUGCCAUGAUCCUACCUACGACGAGACAAAGUGUGCUGAGCUGCAGGCCAGCUGGGACAAUGUUGCAACCCACUACGAGUCCACCUCGUCGCUCAUGACGAGCUACUCGACCGGCGAGACAUGCGACCCGUUCACACCACGCGAGUCCCCCUGCACUAUGGGCAACUAUAGCGCAUACACCAUCGACGCCGUGACCACGAGCGACAUCAUCGCGGGCCUGUCCUUCGCGAGGGCGACCAACAUCCGCCUCGUGAUCCGCAACACGGCGCACGACUUCUGGGGCCGGUCCGCGGGCCACGGCAGCCUCGCCGUGCGGAUGGCCCGGUUCAAGUCGUACGAGGUCCUCCCGGAGUACCGCGGCGACGCGCACUACUACUCGGGCCCGGCGUUCAAGAUGGGUGCCGGGCUGCUGGGCUUCGAGGCGCAGGCGGCGCUCGAGCCCCACGGCCUCGUCAUGGUCGCGGGAUACUGCCCCUCGGUCGGUCCCGCGGGCGGCUACGUCCAAGGGGGCGGGCACUCGCCGCUGAGCGGCCAUUUUGGCAUGGCGGCGGACCAGACGCUCGAGUACGAGGUCGUCACCGCGGCGGGGUCGCUGGUCAAGGCGUCCCGGACGGAGAACAGCGACUUGUUCUUCGCGCUCAACGGCGGCGGCGCGGGCAACUGGGCCAUCGUGGUGAGCAUGACGGUCAGGGUGUACCCGAUGCUCCCGAUGACGGCGGCGCAGCUGUUCAUCCCGCGCGACGCCGUCGCCGCCGCCACCGCCACGGGCAAUUCCACCGUGGAGGAGGAGGAGGAGGAAGACAAGUUCUGGGCCAUGGUGGACAAGUUCUACUCGCUCAUCCCCGCCCUCACGGCACAAGGCGUGUACAUCACCUACGCCUUUGGCCCGCAGCAUUUUGGCUUCUUCCCGUUGUCCGCGUACAACCGGACCAAGGCCGAGGUCGAGGCCAUGCUCCGGCCGUUCACAGAGUACCUCGACUCCCAGGGGAUCGUGCCCGCGCUGUUCACCAUCACCGAGUCCCCCAGUUACUCGCAGCACGUCGCGCAGAGCUUUGCCGCGUCGCAGCCCACCAAGGAGUGGCCUUCCGGCGGACGGAUGAUUCCCACGGAGCUGCUGCUGGACCCGGCGCGCAGAGCCCAGCUGGUCGCCGUGAUGCGCCGCAUCGUGGGCGCCGGCGCGCUCACGUCGAGCACCUCGGUCAGCCCCCUGGACCGGGUGGGCAAUCCGACCUCCCUGAACCCGGCGUGGCGGCAGAGCAGCGCCCUGGUGAUCAUGACGUGGCCGUGGGAGAAUGGGCAGAAGGAGAAGAUGAGGGGCAAGGUGGACAUGUUUGCGAGGGAGCUCAGCCCGUUGCUCAUACAGGUCGCCCCGGAGAGCGGGUCGUACAGCAACGAGGCCGACAUCUUUAUGCCCGAGUGGCAGUGGGAGCUGUAUGGCGAGCACUGGGAGAGACUGUCGCGGAUCAAGAGGGCGUGGGAUCCCGAGGGGUUGUUCUACUCUGCGCAUACCCCCGGUGCUGAAAGAUAUCACAUUGAUGAUGCGGGGAGGUUGUGCGAGGGCGCGGCGUGGUAG